Rhagoletis zephyria (snowberry fruit fly) is the source of this 2662-nucleotide messenger RNA. RefSeq names its product general transcriptional corepressor CYC8-like. Lineage: Eukaryota; Metazoa; Arthropoda; Insecta; Diptera; Tephritidae. The record is from RefSeq and is a predicted model, not a curated record.
GGUUCUUUGCCUAUUCAAUUGCAACUCUGCCAAACAACGAAACUUUUCAAAUCGAACAAAGCUGCAAAUUGACGACGUGUUUCGCAAUUGGAGCGGGGAUAAUUUCUAGCUUUUCGAGGAGAAAUAAUAUUUAAUUACAAGAAAACAUGGAUCGACGCAAAGCUUUGGCCCUAAGAAAUAGAAGACUGCAGGAUCAGCAGCGGCACGCGGUCGAUGCACAAAAUCAAAAUGGCUUCAGUCAAAAGGAAAAUAGACAAAACUCGAUUAGCUCUCCCAGCAGUACAUUGAAAGAGGGCAACAAUGCGACUGGUAUGACUUUGCCAAAAGGCGAUUGCACCGCCUGCCGGAAGCAGGCAAUUUGUGUUUGCCAAAGGUGUGGCGAUUAUUAUUGCUCACCGGAAUGUCAGCGGAAAGAUUGGCAAAGUCAUCGUUACAUAUGUUUUCCGAUCCCUCCUUUGGUCUUUCCUACAGCGACUCAGUCUCCAACCAUGGAAUAUGGCGGCGAUCAGCCCUUGCUGACUGUUAACCAAAUGCAAUUAGCAAAUGUUUCAUUUGGAAAUCAUACGCAAACACCUAACGAAAUGUUCAAUGGCAACAAUUUUUCGCAACAACAUCAAAUGAAUAGUCAAUAUCAACAACAACAACAUCAACAUCAAAUGAAUAGUCAAUAUCAACAACAACAACAUCAACAUCAAAUGAAUAGUCAAUAUCAACCACAACAACAUCAACAUCAAAUGAAUAGUCAAUAUCAACAACAACAACAUCAACAUCAAAUGAAUAGUCAAUAUCAACAACAACAACAACAAAGACUUAGUCAGAACAUUAAUAAGGCUUCACCGCAAAAUACCAAUAAGGUACAGAAACACAAAGAACCCACUGCUACUUUGCCAAGAGCUGAACUCCCGAAGACAAACAGCCAUGUCAUAUUGACCGGUUUACGUACGCCAAACCGUGGCUACAUACGCGCUCUUACCCCUGCCGAAAAUGAUGAGUACUUAUCGAAUGCACGCAAAAUCGAUAGUUAUGGCAAAAAAGCCCCAGCUAUGAGCAAAAUGCCUAAAACACAUAGUUAUGCCAUUGCGCCGUACGAAGGUGUCAUGUAUCGGGUGGAGGUGCUGAUGGUGCGUAAUCCCGAAAACAUUCGGGUACUUUUCAUUGACCGCGGUAUCGUUGCCUCACGGCGUCUUAGCGAAUUACGUGAAAUCACUGACGAAAUUAUAUUACUAAAGCAACAUUCCUGCCUGAUACCUUUGCGUAACGUGUCUAAUUAUGUGCUUAACGAAAAAUUGGUGAAGAGGUUUUGCACAUAUGAAGACCUCGAAUUUAAAGUAAAAUAUGACCGAGUCGAAGAUGGUGUGGAACUUUUGUAUUGGCAGACAGAGAAGUCACUAAAUGAUGAAAUAGAGCAAUUUUGUAAGGACGCAGGUGCUGAAGUUUGGACGGAUACCACGCGUUCGAAAUCGGAGCAAACCGGGAAGAAAAGUAAACCCGUUGAAAAGAAUACAAAAGUUGCCGAAGCGAAUGCUAAGGAUUCUAAAAUACAAAAUUCAGCUAAUAGGGACGAAAGCGCAGGUGCUGAACACGACGAUCAAUACUAUGCCGUAGGUGGAAGUGCUCAAAACUCCACUGUGAAUUCGCAAGUAAGUGUAAGGCAGCAGCAGCCCAAACCGAUAGAGGAGGCUAAAAAACCGCAGAAUGUUGAGAAAAUUGUAAAGAAUAUCGAAGAAGUGGAGCGUCCUACAAUGACUCCUCCAUUCGAAACUCACUUGUUCCAAGUAGGCUGUGCACCAUUCACAGCCAUUGUGCUCGAUGUAUCUUGGUUGGAAAUCGGUCAUAUUGGCUGUAUAGCUCAAACUGAUUUGGCUUGCCUGCAGACUGUGCAAAAGCAAAUCAGCUCAAUUACUAUAUCGGACAAACCAUACGAGCCGAAACUAGACGAAUAUUGUAUCGCCAAAUUUGAAGAUUUGUGGUACCGUGCUCAAGUAACUGAAAUAAAAGGCUCGGUUUAUACUGUGAUGUAUAUUGAUUUUACCAAUGAAGCAGAUUUGACCAGCGCCGAUAUACGCCAUUACCCAGCAGAUGUAACCGGUGUGUGCAAAACGAACUUCUGUUUGAUUGAUGGCUUGCCGCAAACUUUCAGUAAUGAACUCAUUAAAUUUCUUCAGAAUGAAAUCAAAUUACAAAGCCCAAUCAGAAUUGAUGGCGUAAACAAAAUCGACGAAGAAGUUGUCUUCAUCGAGUGUAAGAGUCUUUUGGAUAAUAUACGUAAAAAUAAUUUACUUACUUAAAUUAAACAAGAAUCAUACGCAUUCGCUAAGUCGAUAUCAGCGUCAUGAUUGAUCAGUAAUUAUAAAUUAACAUUACUCUUUAACACAAACAAGCUAUAAAACUUAAACAGUUACCAUUUAAACCAUCUUCUGUCAGGGUUAUUACAAAUAUCACCCCAAAAACACGAAAAAAAAAAUGUCUGCCAAAGCGUUUUCCAACAGCGCAUUGUGUUUUUGCUUAAAAGAAAUUUACUCUUUUUUCAAAUGAUUUUAAAAAACCUAGAUACAAAAUUCAUAUGGUUACGGAGGGGACAUGUAACGAGGAAACUGACAUGAUUGCCCCUACAUAAUGAUUUAGAAUUGAUAGUUGCUAUACACUUGAAAUUACUCGUGUG